Messenger RNA from Lindgomyces ingoldianus, 951 nucleotides. Its product is annotated as FAD/NAD(P)-binding domain-containing protein. Lineage: Eukaryota; Fungi; Ascomycota; Dothideomycetes; Pleosporales; Lindgomycetaceae. Gene Ontology annotation, molecular function: oxidoreductase activity. The record is from RefSeq and is a predicted model, not a curated record. Bases 1 to 951 code for a protein of 316 amino acids. The transcript has 2 exons.
AUGGCUUCGAUCGAUGUAGUUAUCAUUGGCGGCGGCCCCGCAGGUCUCACAGCUGCCGCAACCCUCGCCCGCCAGCUGCAUACAGCCGUGGUUUUUGAUAGCGGCACCUAUCGAAACGCUGGAAGCUCACAUAUGCACACGGUCCUCGCCUUCGACCACAAAGAUCCCAAGGAGUACCGCCAGACUUCACGAAAGCAGAUCGAAGACAAUUACGAAACGAUUCAGUUCGCAGAUGUAGCAGUCACAUCUGUUGAGAAGAAAACUGACUCUUGUUUUCAUGUUGUCGACCAGUCCGGCAAGACAUGGGAGUCGAAGAAAGUCAUUCUUGCCAUCGGGUCGAACGACGUCCUGCCGGAGAUCGAAGGUUACAGUCAGCUAUGGAAGAAGAAGAUUUUCCAUUGCCUCUUCUGCCUUGGAUACGAACAAAGAAAGGCAGAGAGUUCCGGUGUUCUCGCCGUUCAAGCCCUUGCCAUGAUGCCAGCGCUGGCCAUCCAUAUGGCCGACAACACCGCCCAGCUGUCCAGGGAGGUGACCAUCUUCACCAACGGCUCUCAGGACGUCGCCGGGCAACUUAAGUCCAUGGCCCCGAACUCCCCCUUCAAGAUCGACUCUCGGCCCAUAGCUCGACUAGUCGACUGCCGCGAGAAGGGGAAUGUCAAAGUGGAGUUCAGCGAUGGAAGCUUCACAGAGGUCUCAUUCCUGGUGCACAAUCCUUUGACGGUUCCGCAGGGACCGUUCGUACAGCAACUUGAGCUCAAGAUGUCGCCAACUGGGGAUAUUGAUGCUGAUGCUCCAGCGUAUCAGACUAGCUGUCGUGGCGUGUUUGCCGCUGGGGAUUGCAUUUCACCGUACAAGGUGGUUCCACAUGCCAUUGCGAGUGGGAACUUCUCGGCUGUUGCAGCAGCAACGCAGCUCCAGGCUGAGAAAAAUGGGCAUUUUUCGAUGGUUUGA